Molecule: messenger RNA, 826 nt
Organism: Pocillopora meandrina
Lineage: Eukaryota; Metazoa; Cnidaria; Anthozoa; Scleractinia; Pocilloporidae
Source: the annotation of a GenBank genome assembly
AUGAUAGUUCCAAUGUGGCCAACCCAGAGUUGGUAUCCCAAACUUCUUCGCAUGUUAGUGGCUGCUCCAAGAGUGUUACCACAACAACGAACUGCCUUACAAAUGCCGGGGAUGCCACAAGAAGUCCACCCCCUAUUCAGGAAAAUGGUUCUGAUUGCAUGCAGAUUGUCCGGCAGUCCUAUGAGACACAAGGAAUUUCUCAAAAGGCAACCUCCAUCAUCUUACAGUCCUGGAGGAAAGGAACUACAAAGCAGUAUUCAUCUUACAUCAAAAGAUGGACUACAUAUUGUCAUAAAAAACAGAUUGAUCCAGUUUCUGCCACUGUCCCCCAGGCACUAGAUUUUUAGUGGAGCUAUUUGAGUCAGGCAUCGGUUACAGUGGUAUUAACACUGCAAGGUCUGCUCUAUCCAGUGUCUUAAAGUCUAAGCCAGGGUCGAAACCCACUGUUGUUAAGUUUGAAGCUUACCCGGACAACCCUAACAUUUGUUUUGUCACUACCUUGAAGGCAUAUCUUAAUCGUACCUCUUCUCUACGUGGAGGUGCACAACAAUUGUUUAUUAGUCAUUACAAGCCAUUUAAACCAGUUUCCGGGGACACCAUCAGUAGAUGGGUCAAAGCUGUAAUGCAAAAGUCAGGAAUUGAUGUAAACCUUUUCAAGCCCCACAGUACUAGGGCUGCCGCAACAUCUAAGGCUUUGUUGAAAUCUGUACCAUUAGAGCACAUCUUAUCAGUUGCAGGAUGGAGCUCAUCUGACACUUUUGCAAAGUUUUAUAGCAAGCCUGUUAUCAACACAGAUAGCUUUUCUAACGUUUUGUUACAAGAGUAA